Messenger RNA from Limanda limanda (common dab), 489 nucleotides. Its product is annotated as copine-8-like. The coding region runs from base 79 to 489 and encodes 136 amino acids. Lineage: Eukaryota; Metazoa; Chordata; Actinopteri; Pleuronectiformes; Pleuronectidae. Gene Ontology annotation, cellular component: plasma membrane. Gene Ontology annotation, biological process: cellular response to calcium ion. The record is from RefSeq and is a predicted model, not a curated record. Gene Ontology annotation, molecular function: calcium-dependent phospholipid binding. The transcript is spliced from 6 exons.
GCUCGUAUAAAGCCGCCGGACUGUACGGGGGGAGAACAACCCGGAGGAGAAGCAUUGUUUUCCUUUUUUUUUGACAGGAUGAACAACAGUUUCAUAAACAUGGCGUCGAUAGGCGACUUCGACCCGCUCAACGCGUCUAUCCCUGCCACCAAAGUUGAAAUCACGGUGUCCUGCAGGAACCUGCUGGACAGGGACACCUUCUCCAAAUCAGACCCAAUUUGUGUUCUCUACGCACAAGGCAUGGGUAACAAGGAGUGGAGAGAGUUUGGAAGAACAGAGGUGAUUGACAAUACGCUAAACCCAGACUUUGUGCGGAAAUUCAUUUUGGACUACUUCUUUGAAGAGCGGCAGAACCUCCGAUUUGACUUGUACGAUGUUGACUCCAAGAGCGCCAACCUAUCAAAACACGAUUUCCUGGGCCAGGCCUACUGUACUCUCGGAGAGGUGGUUGGUUCGUUGGGCAGUCGCUUGGAGAAAGCUCUUGGGUGA